Molecule: messenger RNA, 4896 nt
Organism: Trachemys scripta elegans
Lineage: Eukaryota; Metazoa; Chordata; Testudines; Emydidae
Gene: R3HDM1
Product: R3H domain containing 1
Exons: 28
Coding region: 491-3856 (1121 amino acids)
Molecular function (GO): nucleic acid binding
Source: RefSeq, a predicted model, not a curated record
UGUCCCUGCCGCGGCAGUAGGAGGAACCGGAGCCGCUGUCGGGGGCUGGUGAUGGGGUCAGUUCUCCCUCGUGUGUGAAUCUCCGUCACCGAGGCGGCCCCGUCGCCGCCCUUAUCCGCCCGGCUGUGUUAGCGCCAAAGCGAUAAAUCUAAGAGGAUUUGAAGAAACCAAACCAACAUGCAAAAUGUUACCUUCAGCUACACUGGCUGGUUGUUUAUUUUGCCCUUGAAGUUGAAAACAGGCAUCUAAAAGGGAUGGUAUUCUUGAUCGAAGACAGUAUAUUUCAGUCCAGGAUUCUACACUGGUGACAAGGACAUGGGACUCCUCCUGCCAUAUUCCAGAUGGUUCAUUACAACUGACAUCUUGGUUGACAACUGUGAAAAGGAACAUUGGAUUACUUUAUUUUAUUUUUGUGGGAGACCACAAUUCCAAAUCUGUAGGAUACAUCAGGUUCCUUAUUUCCUGUAGAAUUUUAAAGUAACCACCUCUAAUGAGGAUGUCUGAUACUGUUACUCUAAAGGAUGAAACUGAUACAAUGAAUGGUUCAGAGGCUGAAUUUAAAGACGCAACCCCAGUUGAAAACCUUAUAAAAUCAAGAAGCCAUGAGCAGAUUGAAGUAGAAAAGGAUGAAAGUUGUACUGAUAACAAAAAUGAUAUGCCGCGGCCAGUGCAAUCUUUUGGACAAACAGGAAAAAGGUCCAAGUCAAAUACAAAGUUAAAGCUAGUUCGGAGCCUUGCUGUGUGUGAAGAAUCUCCACCGCCUCCCACAGCUGAAAUAUCACAGGACAUUCAGGAGAAAAUUCAGAUCCAGUUAACGCAGUCUUUUGAGAAAGAAGAGAAGCCCACAAAAGAUGAAACGGAAAAGGAAAAAUCCAGUGAUAAAUUGUCCAGAAAAAUGUUAUCAAGAGAUUCCAGCCAAGAAUACACAGAUUCAACUGGCAUAGAUCUACAUGAAUUUUUAGUAAAUACACUAAAAAACAAUCCCAGGGACAGAAUGAUGCUGCUGAAAUUAGAACAGGAAAUUUUAGAUUUCAUUGGUAAUAACGAAAUUCCACGCAAAAAGUUUCCCCCCAUGACAUCUUACCAUAGAAUGCUGUUGCACAGAGUAGCUGCUUACUUUGGAUUGGAACAUAAUGUGGACCAGAGUGGGAAGUCAGUGAUAAUAAACAAAACUAGCAAUACGAGAAUACCUGAUCAAAAGUUUUGUGAGCAUAUAAAGGAUGAGAAAUGUGAAGAUUUUCAGAAACGGUACAUCCUUAAAAGAGAUAAUUCUAGUUUAGACAAAGAUGAUAACCAGAUGCGAAUACGCUUAAAAGAUGACAGAAGAAGCAAAUCUAUAGAAGAACGAGAAGAAGAGUACCAGAGAGCUAGAGAACGAAUAUUUGCACAAGAUGCCCUGUGUUCCCAAGAGAAUUAUCUUAUUGACAGAAGAAUCCAAGAGGAGGAAACUAAUAGUACACAGCAAAGGCGGCAGAUAUUUAGAGUCAAUAAAGAAGCUUCAGGGAGAUCAGCCAACAGCCAUCAAAGCAGUACUGAGAAUGAGCUGCAGUACUCUGAACCCCGGCCCUGGAGCAGCACGGACUCUGAUAGUUCCAUCCGCAAUCUGAAGCCAGUUGUAACAAAAGCCAGCAGCUUCAGUGGGAUUUCAGUUCUGACAAGAGGAGAUAGCUCUGGAAGCAGCAAAAGCACAGGCAAGCUGUCUAAGACAGGUUCAGAGUCUUCUAGUAGUGUAGGGUCAUCCACGGGUUCUCUUUCUCACACCCAGCAGCCUCUUCCAGUCACAGCUCUAAGCCAGCCUUCUCAUGGCACACCUGCUGUCUAUCCAACUGUCAGCACUAGUAAAUCUCUUUCCUUUGAUGGUGGCAUAAGUGGGCAAGUGACACCUACUAGCACUAGCUUCUUUUUGCUUCCCUUGGAAGCGGCAGGCAUACCACCUGGCAGUAUUCUGAUCAACCCUCAAACAGGUCAGCCAUUCGUUAAUCCCGAUGGCACUCCUGUUGUGUAUAAUCCUCCUAUGCUUCAGCAACCUGUUAGGACCCAAGUGCCUGGACCGCCACAGCAACCACCUCAGCAGCAACCAGCAGCUAAUCACAUCCUAUCACAGCCUAUCCGGUCUCUGCAGUCUUCUUCACAGCCUGUUCAAUACUCUACAGUCUCUUAUCCACCCCCGCUCCUGCCAGUCUCAUCUACCCAGCAAUAUACUGUGCAAGACAACCUAGGAUCACAAUUUAGCCAUAUGAGUCUUGCCCGCCAGUCAUCUGCUGAUGGUGCUGAUCCACACCCCACCAUGUUCCAGUCUACUGUAGUCCUUCAGCCCCCACAACAGUCUGGCUAUAUUAUAGCAACAACCUCACCUCUGCCACCACCACAAGGCCAACCAGUUCCUAAUCCCAGCUACUCUGCAUCCAGCCAUCCUGUCAACCAGCAAGUGCUGCAGCAACAGGGAUAUAUGCAGCAACCUUUACCACAGAUGCCAGCUUGUUAUUGUGCUCCAGGCCAGUAUCCACACUCCAAUCAACAAUAUCGACCAGUUACUGCUGUCCAUUACAACACACAGCAAAACCCACAACUGCCACAGCCUGCACAGCAGACAGGCUACCAAGUUAUGCCUAACCAGCAGCAAGCCUACCAGGGGUUGGUUGGAGUUCAGCAGUCUCAGAAUCAAAAUCUAGUCAGUAGCCAACACAACAACAUUGGAAAUCAGAUACAGGGUGUGAUUGUUCCUUAUACUUCAGUGCCAUCUUAUCAGGUUUCAGUGCCUCAAGGUUCCCAAGGAAUGCCCCAGCAGACAUAUCAGCAGCCUGUUAUAAUUCCCAGUCAGUCAAAUCAAGGACUGCCCACAACAGGAAUACCCGUUUAUUACAGUGUCAUUCCAUCAGGUCAACAGAAUAAUUUAAGUUCAUCAGUAGGAUAUUUGCAGCCUCCAGGAUCAGAGCCAAUGCAGUUUCCUAGAACAUCUUCCCCAUGCAACUCACAGCAGCUUCAAGGACAACAGUGUACAGCAGUAGCUCCACCACCAGGUGGAGGAGUAGUAAUGAUGCAGCUAAAUAUACCCAACAAUCCUCAGCCUCGAACCCAUUCACCUCCUCAAUGGAAACAAAAUAAAUAUUAUUGUGACCAUCAAAGAGGACAGAAAUCCACCGAGUUUAGCACUUUAGACAGUGCCACACAGUUACAGCAUAGUCCUCAACUAAAUAGUCCUGCCACCUCACCAGCCCAGUCACCAGCACCAAUUCAACUAUCAAACAUGAAAAAUCUCCGUCCCACGUUAACACCUCUUUCUAUUGUGUCCCAAUUUUCUAGAUCUUUUGUCCCUGGACAAGGAGAUGUCAGAUACCCAUUGCUUGGCCAGCCACUGCAAUAUAACCCUCCUCCCUUAUUACAUGGACAUGUAACAGGCCAACAGUGUCAACCUGGACACAGACAUGGAAACAGAGGAAGGAAACCAGCUAAGAAGGCCGCUUCAGCAGAUCUUGGUGCAGGGGAACCAGUUGUUGGAAAAGUCUUAGAAAUUACUGAACUGCCAGAAGGAAUAACUCGUAUGGAAGCUGAAAAACUAUUUGGAGAACUUUUUAAAGUUGGUGCCAAGAUUCGGUGGCUAAGGAAUCCCCAGUGUCUACAGAUGCAACAGCAACACCAACGCCAUUACUGUGGCAGUGGAGAUAGUAAUGUGAACACUGAACCCUCCAAACCUAGUGACUUGGCCUCCACAUAUACAGUUCUAGCUACGUUCCCUACGAUGUCAGCAGCCCAAAAUGCACUGAAGAAACAAAGUAACUCAGCUAACAAGUUUAGGCUGAGAACAAGCAAGAAGCACUAUGAGUUUCAUAUUCUGGAAAGGGCUAGUUCUCAGUAGCAGCUACAUUGUUGGACAUUCAGCCUUUAUUAGUUCCAUGUCAUUCUCUUCUCUACUUGAUUGGCUUGAUGUUACGGGGUUUCUGUUCUCUUCAUAGAGACUCCUGGGAUGUGUUCUCAUAUGACAUUAUAGCCUUGGAAGAAUAACCCAGUGAUCCAGCAAGAAGAAGAAGAAUAGAUAUAAAGUUAAUCCCAGACAACUGUAAGAAUCCAUUCUGACAAGAUAGAGAGGCAGCUUUCUAUGAGGAACGCUGUUAAAAUGCCCCUUACUUUUAUAGUAGUUUUGUUUUAUAUUUCUGAAUUCUUGUAUCAGAUCCAAAUCUCUAUUGUACAGCAAACCACUGUUCAUAAUGAAUACCCAUAUUCAGAUCUGUAUUUUGUAAUCCCUUUUCACAGCCAGCACACAACUAUCCAUUUUAGGGCAGAGGGCUUGGGGUGGAAUGGGGUGAGGGAAGGGAGAAUAACUAUUAAGAAAUUACACUGUUUUUUAGCCAACUACGCAAAAGUCUUCAGUUAACAUAUUUCUCUUCCCGUUUCUUUUUCCAAUAAAGCAGUUUCAGUAACUUUUAAACUCCGUACACAGUCCUUUCAAGAUUCACUCAGACAGUGUGAAAGAUAAUUACAAAUUAUAUUCUUGAACUCAUUUCUAAUCAAACAGAUUAGCAUAAGUAUUAAAGUGAAAUAUGAAUAUGUCUAAACUACAAAGAAUGUUCAUUGAAGCCAAUUUGGUUUUAGUAAAAGGGUGAAGACAUUAAAAUGUAUCUCCCCAAAUGACAAAAUGUUUGCACUUUGUGUUUCCACUGGUAUAAAUCUUUUUCUUUCUUUGCACUCUAGGAUAAUUGUGUUUAAAUAAGUGCUGGACCCUUCUUAAGUCAUUUAAAUAUGUUUUCAUCAUUUGCAGAGGAUCACUGGACAUCAGAAGUUUCAUUGCACAUACAAACAAAAUCUUUUUUCAAUUUCUAUGUAAUUUGCAAGGCUGUACAAUGUGUGCUGAUGCAAGCCUUUUUUCAGUUCGAGAAAAUAAAUGUUUACAAAUACAAA